Lingula anatina is the source of this 2679-nucleotide messenger RNA. Its product is annotated as aldehyde dehydrogenase family 16 member A1. The record is from RefSeq and is a predicted model, not a curated record. Lineage: Eukaryota; Metazoa; Brachiopoda; Lingulata; Lingulida; Lingulidae. Gene Ontology annotation, molecular function: oxidoreductase activity, acting on the aldehyde or oxo group of donors, NAD or NADP as acceptor.
AUGGAUUUAUGUGCAGUGAUGAUUGUCAACUUUGUGAUAUUUAUAACAAGUUGGCAUGACACAGUGGGUUUUUUUGAGUACACUAGACCAGCCUGGGAGGAGAGAGCCAGGCCAGAGGUUGGAGAUAUUGACUACAAGGCAUUUGGUGCUACAUUGGCAGCCAGGCCUACCAUCACCAACAAUUCUUCCACAGAUAUUACAACAGAUGGUGUGACACUGCCCAGUAUUGACCGCACCUAUAAGAUGUACUAUGGUGGUGCCCAGAAGCGCCCUGAUGCUCCCUAUGCCAGGCCAGUAAUGGGUCCUAAUGGUAAAGUGCUGGCUCAUGUGGGUGAGGGGAACAGGAAAGACAUCAGGAAUGCAGUGGAAGUGGCACAUAAAGCAGCACCAGGAUGGGGCAAGCGAGCAGCACACAACCGGGCCCAGAUAGUCUACUACAUGGCGGAAAACUUGGAGCUACGUCGCCAGGAGGUGGCACAGAGGAUCUGCAGUAUGACAGGUCAGAAACUGGAGGCGGGGCUGCAGGAGGUGGACCUGGCCAUACAGAGGCUUUUCCACUGGGGCGCCUAUUGUGACAAGUAUGGAGGCACUGUGCAGGAAACCACCCUGUAUGGUUGCACAGUAAAGAUUCAUGAACCAGUGGGUGUCAUUGGCAUAGCUUGCCCUGAUGAGUAUCCUCUGCUGGGUUUUGUGUCCUUGUUUGCUCCAGCAGUUAUCCGUGGAAAUUGCAUUGUUAUUUUGCCAAGCGAGAAGUAUCCCCUGUCAGCCCUGGACUUGUAUCAGGUGUUUGAUACAUCUGACCUGCCAGGUGGGGUAGUUAAUAUCAUCACUGGAGACCGCGAUCAUCUCACCAAGUACCUCACUGAGCACCAAGACAUCCAGUCGGUGUGGUAUUUUGGCUCGGCUGAGGGGUCGAAGUUUGUGGAAUACACGUCUGCGGUCAAUGUCAAGCGCACCUGGGUCAACUAUGGGCUGUCCAGAAACUGGGCUGACCGGGAACAAGGUCAAGGUGAAGAGUUCCUGUACCAUGCAAUCCAGUGCAAGAAUAUCUGGAUUCCCAUGGGAGACAUCUUUGCUAAUUAGAAUGUUUUAUAUUUCAAAGAAACUAAAUUAAAGGUGUCCUGUCUGGGAUUUUCCCCACCAAAAAUUAUUUUCCAUGAAAAGAUAAGCAAUUUUCUCCCACUCACGAAUCAUUGUGCAGCCCUUCCCUUCACUUGGAUUUGGUGUUUUAUAUCAUUUCAAAUUAAAUGAUUUAGUUUCAAACGACUGGCCAGUCAUUUAGACCACCAUGUCUUCCUGUACAUUUCAGGAGGAAAUAUUGACAUCAGGUACUUAAAUUUGAGGGGUUUAUCAUUUUUAAGGUCUGAAUCAGGAAAAAAAUCUGUAGCUUCUCAGGAUAUGUUAAUGUACAGAAAAUACCUUUAAGUAAAAAAGAGCAACUUGUAUUGCAAGUAAGGAAUGAGAGAAUUUUUUUCAAAUUUAUUAAUUUUUUAAUGAGAAGGUCUGAAAUUAGGAGAGGAGAUCAUAUAAUUGUAAUUUUAACUAAUUUUUAAAGAGCUAUCGAUAGUUUUUCAAACUAUGUAAAGAAAAAGAAAAACAUUUCUCUUAGACCGUAGACAAACUUGUGAGGCAAAAAGGGAGAAAAAUUAAAAGCACCGAAAAGAUUUUAUAUUUGCCUUGUCAAUGCACAAGACCUAGUCCAAAUCUUUGUGUUGCUGUAGAUAUGCUGGCACAUGUGCAACUUUCCCUGCACAAGUGUGUGAAUGGAUGAACUUAGUUUGAAAUAAUGGUCAACAACCAUCAAAGCUUGGACCUUAGGACUUACAAAAACCUUUCACGGUUAUUCUGAUUCUUCUAUUUCUGCAUGUCUUCACUUCAAGCUGUGCUUCCAGGCUGGCUUGGCUCAAAUUUCUGCAGCCUGGAAAAUCCAUUUAACCUUUUGUCACAUAUUAGUGGUUUGUUUUGUGGCAGAAAUAAUAUCAUCUCACCUAGAAUUAUGUUAGAAAUAUCCACAAGGGAAUUCAGCAAGUGGUCUUUAUUCAAGCCUGGUUUGUAAAGGUUAACCUUUUGGCAAAAAGUGAAGUAAUGGAUUUAUCUGCAGUGAUGAUUGGCAACUUUGUGAUAUUUAUAACAAGUUGGCAUGACACAGUGGUACACCUUGAUGCCUCAUUAUCUGGUCUUGUCUUCUUUAUACGAAGCUCUUUUCCGCCAAACAUUGAUUUUUUUUGACAAACGUCACCUACUGAUAGGAACAGAUAGAGUUAUUUUUCAUGUGUGUUAGCAUUUUAUUUAACUUUCAUUAGCAGUAUUAACUGAUUGUGCAUUAUUAUUAUUAUUAUCAUUAUUAUUAUUAUUAUUAUUAUUAUGUAAUAUUUUCUUCAAUACUAUGAAAGAGCUUUUACAUGGUCUCUUAUUAGGAUGAUAAAAUAGAAUUAUUUUUUACUAAGAGAUUAAAUAACAUCAGUCAAAUGUUUUGGUCUACCACCUAUGGACUCUGGUCCGUAAUGCUUAUUUCAGCAAAAUAAAAACAAAAACAGGCAAGAUGAUCAACAAGAACCCAAGUCCGCAAAAAUAAAGUGUUAUACAAUAAGCCAGUUACCUUGCAUGACUACAGUUGUUUUUCACAGAAGUUCCAAAAGGUCAUAUAUAUAUAUAUAUAUAUAUAUAUAUAUAUAUAUA